CCGAGCAAGAUGGAGGCCGCGCAGAGGCCGCCGCCUGGGCCCGGCAAGCCGCCUCUGGGAGCGCAGAGCCGCGGCGCCUAGGCCGUGCCAGUCCCGGACCCGCCGCUCCGGACCGGGCCCAGCUCCCGCCCGGCAGCCCGGCGGUCGGUCCCGGGCCGGCGGCCCCCGCCAGCCGCCGCCGCCGCCGCCGGCCCCGCCCCCGGGCACCAUGCUGCCCUCGCAGGAAGCCUCCAAGCUCUACCACGAGCACUACAUGCGGAACUCGCGGGCCAUCGGCGUGCUAUGGGCCAUCUUCACCAUCUGCUUCGCCAUCAUCAACGUGGUGGUCUUCAUCCAGCCCUACUGGGUGGGCGACAGCGUGAGCACCCCCAAACCUGGCUACUUCGGCCUCUUCCACUACUGUGUGGGCAGCGGGCUGGCGGGCCGAGAGCUCACCUGCCGCGGCUCGUUCACCGACUUCAGCACCAUCCCGUCCGGCGCCUUCAAGGCGGCCGCCUUCUUCGUGCUGCUCUCCAUGGUGCUGAUCCUCGGCUGCAUCACCUGCUUUGCGCUUUUCUUCUUCUGCAACACGGCCACGGUCUACAAGAUCUGCGCCUGGAUGCAGCUCUUGGCAGCUCUGUGCCUCGUGCUGGGCUGCAUGAUCUUCCCCGACGGCUGGGACGCCGAGACGAUCCGGGACAUGUGCGGGGCCAAGACUGGGAAGUACUCCCUGGGGGACUGUUCGGUGCGCUGGGCGUACAUCCUGGCCAUCAUCGGCAUCCUCAACGCUCUCAUCCUCUCCUUCCUUGCCUUCGUGCUGGGUAACCGGCAAACCGACCUGCUGCAGGAGGAGCUCAAGCAGGAGAACAAAGAUUUUGUGGGCUCUACAGUAAGCUCGGUGUUGCGGCCAGGGGGUGACGUCUCCGGAUGGGGCGUCCUCCCGUGUCCCGUUGCUCACACACAGGGACCCUGAAGGCCGGAAUCACAGCCCAGGAGUUGACCUGCCCUCAGCUUGUCCUGUCUCCUGCCCUCUCAUCCCUCCAUUCACGCUCCGAGGGAAGACCCCGAUCUUGGACUGACCUCACCUGCUAUCUGCCUGCGAACUCUGGGCUUUGAAGAGAGGUUGGGGCGGACAUGCAGCCUGGGGGAGGGGAGAGGCCCUGCAGACCCUGCGGGUCUGCACUUCCUUCAGCUGACCUAAGGGAGCUGGCCCCCAGCCCCUGGCCUCCUCCUCCUCUUCAGCCUGGCCGGGGCCCUGCUGAGUCUCUGGGGAAAGAGGUGCUGUGGUUCCCGGCCAGGCUGCCCCUGUCUGCAGGGCUGCGGCCUGGCUCCAUCCUCGCCUCCUCUGGUCCCCACCUCCUGCAGAAACUCAUUCAAGAUACUGCUCCAGGGCAGACCGGGCUCUUUCCUACCUUUUUUCUUUUUUGCCAACAACGGUUCCAUCAUCUCCUCACAGAGCUCCAGGCACCACCGGCCUCCCUGAGGCCCGUCUGCUCCAGCCUGCUUCCAGCUCUCCUGAAGGAAUCCAAGCUGCGCCGAGGGAGAAAGCACAGGGCCUCCGGGUCUGCUGCUGACUGGGGCCCUGUCAGCGUGGACUCUGAGCCAGGACAGGCCUCUCUGGAGGCUGCGCUCAGACUCCUGUCUUGGUGGCGCGUGGCUGCUGCAGGCUGGGGCUGAAAGUGGCUCAGCCUGGGGCUGGCCGUCUCCUCCCUGCGGACGGCUCACCAGGGACUGGACCUUGACCCUGGCCUGUUUUGUACAGCAUAGACUUCUUGGCCCUGUUGUCAGGGUUGGGGGUUGGGGCAGGGGCCCAUGAGUGGGGAAUUAGGGGACGCCUCACCCCUCUGCCCCAUCUCAUGUUGUCCCCCCGACCCCCUUCUGCCAAGGGCAGAGACUGUCUUGCCUCUUUGAUACUUUUCUGCAUAACUUGAACUUGCAGGUCACCUCUGAACAGGGUACCCCCUGUCCCCAUCCCCAGGCCUUGUAACCCUGUCCCCACCUCUUCCUUCUCCCUGCCCACCUCUCACCUUGCGGUUUGCCCAGGGUCUCAAACCCAGUGGCACGCUUGGAGCCGAGGCAUGAGUGAAUGUGUGUGAGUGUGUGUGUGCAAGUGUGUGGGGGGCAGAUGAAGGGUCUUCUGUCCCCCCUCCCACCACUGUGGGGCCACCCCCCCACACCCCCCACCGGGAGCACAGGAUGGAGACUAUAGGUGUGUCUGACCUCCUGUCACUGCCUGGGGGGCCUGGUGGUAGAGCCAUCUGGCCUGGGGUGUGGAUGGCCCCCUCCAGCUCCCCGCUGGGUGGCCGGUUAGCUCCAUCUUGUGUGCCUACUUCUGUCUCCAGGUGCCUGCUGCCUGGCCCACUGUGGAGGGCCAGCGGGAGGCCCCUGCAGGCUCAGUGGGGAAGCUCGUGGUCACCAUGUCGUCGACCUCGGCCGAAGGAGGGAGGAAAGCAGCGAGUGCCAUGUGUUCACAGCCCUGUGUUCAUUUCCACUGGGCCUGAGAGUUAGGGCUGCCAAGAGACACCCUAGAAAUCCUCUGCCCAAGUCCCCCAUCUGGAAUCACAUGCUCUGGGAGGAUUCCUGAAACCUGGACCGUGCUCAGUCCUGAUCCCUGCCCUCUACUCCCUCCUCCUGGGCAAACACCCCCCCAGCCCCUCCCCCAUGUCCGGCCCCUGCACUGUGCCCCCCUCCUGCUCCCCCCAGGGUCCCGAGCUGAGUGAGAGGGUGGGGGGAACCUCGUGGGGGGGGGUGCAGAAGUGAGUUCCUUCAAGAUCCUAACCAAAGCCCAAUGUUGGAAGCCAUUAGGAGGAGGGAGCAGGAAAAAGUGAUUAGAAAUGGGAAGAAGAGGAGAUUGGGGAAAGAGAAGGAGGAGGCACAGAGAUGGAGCUACAGAGAAGGAGAUUGAACGAGGUGUUACAAAGUAGCGAAAGAGUGACCAGAGAGGGGGAUGUGAUGGAUGGAGAACUAGGAUGUGGGAGGGGAGGUGGCCAGAGACAAGGCAGGCACAGGGAUGGUAAGGAGGCAGAGGAAGAGGAGUUGUAGGGGGCCAGGUGCUGGGGAAGAAAGGAAGGGGAGGGUGAUGGGGAACGGGGAGCCGCUGCCACCCAUGGGAGCCACAAACCCCUGUGCGCUGCUGGCGGGAAGCUUAGGACCUAGCUCCUGAGAGGCAGAGGCGGGGCCCAGGCAGCCAUGCCCCACCCUGUUGGGAAGGAAUCGCAUCUAGGUGAUUGCCCAGCAGGUUAGCGCCACUGGAGUGGGUGAGUGGUAGAGACGGAGGUUUCCUUUGGAGUGGUUGGACGGUGUUUCCCAGUCACCGUCCACCCAACCCCCUGCUGCCCUGACUAAGGGGCAGUGGGCAGUGCACCCAGGAGCUUGGGGUUAGGAGGAGACUGUUGGUGGGCCUGAAGGAACACCAGGGUACCUUAGGGAAGGGAAGGAGGCUGGAGUGGGUACCAAACCAAAGUCCUGUCCCCGAGGCUUCAGCAGAGGUGGGAACAGAGCAGGAAGGAGAUGCUUCAGCCAGAGGCCCCAGGUGAGGCUGAAGCAUCAGCAAGCCAGGACCCAGAUGGCUCUCCGGGGCCAGGAAGUCAUCACAGCGAGGAUGUUUGUGGUUUGCUCUCACCCACACCUGGCCACUUGGUUUAAGCCUUUGGGAGGAGGCUGAAGCAGAGGAGAUGGUCUGUUUGCAGCUGAGUCUCUUGGUCGCUGAAAGAGGCUGAGCUGUGUGAGUGGCCCACUGAGGCACUCCUCUCCUCGCCUGCCUGGGCCAGAAAGGCUUUCCUCUGCCGGAUGCAAGACUCUCUCAGGAGAGGCCAAGGCAGCUCCAACCUCGAGGGGGUCCAGAGCGACGCUUGCUCAAGUCCUUCCAGGUCUCUUGAUGUGAGAACUUUCCUCUUUGGGGCUCAGUACCAUGGGUAGGUUCAAGAUCUUUUUCAGGCCUGUUAGAGCCAAGAAGUUGGGAGCUUUUAGAGAAGGCUGUGUGUGGGGAAAAAUUUCUGCCUGGCUGCCUGUUGAGGUUCCUGCUUGGGCACAGGGGAUUCACCCUUCUGCAGCUCCCAGUGUGAACUGAGGGAAACCAAAAAACCCUCUCUUUGGAGAAGCUGGGAUCUUCCUGGCACGAGAAACUUCCGCAGGCCCCUGCCUGGCUCAGGGCUAGCCUUCAGGUGGGACUGGAGUUUCCUGAGAAGGGAACAAGGGAGCCACAGUCCUCCCGAGCUCUGACCAGCAGAGGGCCCGUGCUAUGUGUCAUUAGGAUAGCUUGGUGUUGUCUACACUCCAUUAGUAAGUUCCGUCUGAAUGUGUCCUCGCUGUUCAUCGUCCAAUUUGGUAACAUUGAUUUUGGUCCUGACCCCUUCUGCUGCUGCUGGAUUUGAGCUUCAGUGCAGGUGGAAUGAUGUUCAAAUAAAGACACACUUUAUAUAUCACC
Cervus elaphus (red deer) is the source of this 4405-nucleotide messenger RNA. RefSeq names its product LHFPL tetraspan subfamily member 4 (gene LHFPL4). The coding region runs from base 209 to 952 and encodes 247 amino acids. Gene Ontology annotation, cellular component: plasma membrane; postsynaptic membrane; inhibitory synapse. The transcript is spliced from 4 exons. NCBI's taxonomy places the organism in Eukaryota, Metazoa, Chordata, Mammalia, Artiodactyla, Cervidae. Gene Ontology annotation, biological process: gamma-aminobutyric acid receptor clustering; sensory perception of sound. Gene Ontology annotation, molecular function: GABA receptor binding. The record is from RefSeq and is a predicted model, not a curated record.